Messenger RNA from Recurvomyces mirabilis, 1125 nucleotides. RefSeq lists its product as uncharacterized. NCBI's taxonomy places the organism in Eukaryota, Fungi, Ascomycota, Dothideomycetes, Mycosphaerellales, Teratosphaeriaceae. The coding region runs from base 1 to 1125 and encodes 374 amino acids. The transcript is spliced from 2 exons. The record is from RefSeq and is a predicted model, not a curated record.
AUGGCGGACGUGACUUUGGCUCGAGAAGCGCAAGCUGUGCUGGAGUUGUUCGCCAAGGUCGCCGACCUUAACGAACUUCUUGGGCACGACACUGUGGAUACCAAUCCUGAGAAACUUAAGUCCGGAUCGUCAACUUCACUGGACGAUCAACGUGGACGCUUCAACAUUUUCGCACGCAACGUCGGUGUCUUUGCUCAAGGCCAUGCUUCCUUGGACUGGCGCUUGCGCGAGAGUGAGGAUGCGCUCGAUCUGACGCGACAGCUUCUCCAAUCCGUCCAAUGGUUUCUCCGACAAGCCAUCGAGAAGACGAUCACAUCGAAUAGCGCAUCAUCUAUCCAAGCUGAAUCUGGGCCACCGGAAUACGACACCGAAGACGGCGUCAGCACGUCGAUAGCUUCGUAUGUUACUUCAGAGGCUUCUCAUGCGCUUACAGACAACACGCAAGACACAGACCCUGCAGGAGCAACUUCGAAUCCAUUAGAGGGUGUCGACGCUACCAUCGAUCGGCUUUAUCGCCUAUCCAGGCUUAUUCGUACUCCCUCCCUGGCCUCGCAGAACGCCAAAGCCGCCCAACAUCCAAUGCUAGACGACGAGGGCACCGAUGCAUCGCCUGCUUUUCACGACUACGCCACCAAAGUCAUUGAGCACCGUUGUCCAAAAACAGCGCCGGAUCUGGUGGCAAAGCUGGCGCAGGCUGUGACCGCUCGAAGGCAGCGUUUCUUGUAUCGCAGGGAUCAUCAGCAUAAGCUAGGAUUGCAAGCAGUCGAUACGAAUGAUUCAAACUCAGCAACGCGCACGAAGAACACGCCGACCCCCUCGGUGAUCAACAUGGGAUUACUGGGCCGCGCUUCGCAUCCUGGUAGUUCUGUACACCGACUGCAAGCUAAGGUCCCGGCGUUAUCUGCCACUUCGGCAUCCGCAUUCUCGAACACCAAGUUUCGGCGAGAAGCUGUAGUUGGUGCCCAGUCUGUCAUUUCAACGGUCGUGUAUUCUCCAGAUGAACAUGUCGGAUCAUUUCAGCCACCCCCACCCCCCAAGCUAGAACCAGGCAGCAAAGAGUUCGAAUGCCCAUACUGUUACAUUGUCAUGCCCAUUAGAGAAGCGAAAGCUCCUCUUUGGAAGUAA